AUGUGUUUGCUCCGCCCUGCUCCAAAUGACGGAGUAACAACAAUCAGUCACAGUUAUCGUCAACCGGUUAUUAUUGAUACUGACGCAGAUGUGGAUGACUUGUUUGCUAUAUCUUAUCUGAUGAAUGUGCGUAUCACAGUCCAAAUUCCAACGAUCGAAAUUAUGGCAAUAACAACAGUUGGAAAUGCUUUUACUUCACCACUGUAUUCAGCACCAGUUGUAUUAACAUUAUUGAGCAAACUCAAUUGCCAAUAUGGUGUACCGGUCGCACAUGGGCAAAAUGCUCCGUCGUUACCAUUAACUGGUUACGGUGUUCCGAUGAGUCUGAUCACGGCCAUUGAUCAGUAUUUUAAAUGUUUAAAUACAUCGAUUAAUCCCGGUGUUGAAGCAUCUCCAUUUAAUGCUGUUGAAUUGAUUAUAUAUAUUCUGAAGAGAGCCGAACAUCCCGUUGACAUUCUCGUUCUUGGUACACUUACUAAUAUAGCUGAAGCUAUUACACGUGAUCGAACCAUUGUAUCGAAAAUCGGUACACUCUAUUUUUCAAGUGCAGGUGAUCUUUUACGUCGACGUAUUAAACAACACAUACUGCCAAAUAUAUUUAAUGCAACGAACAUUGCUGAUGUUGAUGAUGUUAAUCCAAAUGUAUUUCUUGAUCUGCUUGCAGUACAACGUGUUUUCGCUGCUGGGAUUUCGCGGAUUGUUAUGAUGCCGUCCGAAAUUCAGCAUCAAGUGCCAUACAACACAACACAAUUGAAACAUUUUCUCAAACAAUACAAUAUUACAUUGACAAAAUUUGUUUAUGAUUUUAUAACAAGUUUUGCCAAAUGUUUAUAUGAACCCGAAGAACGUUUAUAUUGGUGGGAUCCAAGUACAGCACAAUUGAUGAUUCAAUUGCAACAUGGUGAAAAACCAUCUUUUUGUACAGAAUUUGAUUCAAACCAACAUGUUAAAAUUGUUUCAUCACCUUUUUCUGGUUCAAAAUAUUUUGGACAAGAAGUCAAGGAUAACAAAAAUCAUUUGACAAAUGUUACGAUAUGUAAAAAACUCGAUGAUGAAGUAUUUUUGAGAACAUUUUUAACACAAAUUGAUACAAAACAUUCAUGUUCAUACAAAAACAAAUACAAACAUCGAUACGACAUUCGGUUGCAAAAGGAAUUGUUAAAAAACUAA
This is a messenger RNA of Didymodactylos carnosus, 1170 nucleotides long. The record is from the annotation of a GenBank genome assembly. Lineage: Eukaryota; Metazoa; Rotifera; Eurotatoria; Philodinida; Philodinidae.